Nymphaea colorata (pocket water lily) is the source of this 1094-nucleotide messenger RNA. Its product is annotated as 50S ribosomal protein L19-1, chloroplastic-like. Bases 199 to 900 code for a protein of 233 amino acids. Gene Ontology annotation, molecular function: structural constituent of ribosome. Gene Ontology annotation, cellular component: ribosome. NCBI's taxonomy places the organism in Eukaryota, Viridiplantae, Streptophyta, Magnoliopsida, Nymphaeales, Nymphaeaceae. The transcript is spliced from 5 exons. Gene Ontology annotation, biological process: translation. The record is from RefSeq and is a predicted model, not a curated record.
CUCCUUCUCGGUUGCCCAUAAACUCUUUCGAACGGCUAAGCCGGUCUGUCUUAGGCGUUCUUCUUCCAUCUUCGUUCUCGUGGACAUGGUUAAGAAGAGAAUCCAUUUAUUGGCUUCCAUUUCGCAAUCAAGUUAGCAUUCUCUGGUGUACAUUUUUCCUGGGCAGUCUCUUCAUUCUGAGAGAGGAAGAACCUUCAAAUGGGGACGCAGCUGUUGAGCCAGGUUAAUGGUUUUGUUCACAAGACACCCGCGCCAUACUUCGCAAAACCGGCCAUUUCCUUGGUCCCAUCUUCGUUGAGCUGCCGAGUGAUUCCCGGUAACACGAAAUUUCUGGGGAAGCGUGUUUCAUUGGAGGCAUCUAGUUCGAGAAUUCAACUAGAUUUAAGAAGCAAGAGAUUUGUCAUUCGUGCACAAUCUGAGUCGGAAGCAGCACCAGUAUCUGAAGAUGAUGGUGGCUCGCAGGAGGUGCCUUCUUCGUCAGGAACGUCCGUCGCAACCCUGGAGCCUCCGGAGGCCGGUGCACAAUCUGUGGAGAGAAAGCCCAGAGUUAAGCUGGGAGAUAUAAUGGGGAUUUUGAAUAAAAGGGCUAUUGAGGCUUCGGAGAAGGAAAGGCCCAUCCCUGACAUCAGGACUGGAGAUGUCGUGCAGAUUAAGCUGGAAGUGCCAGAAAAUAGACGCCGAGCAUCUAUUUACAAGGGUAUAGUGAUGUCAAGGCAAAAUGCAGGAAUCCAUACGACGAUUAGGAUACGAAGAAUUAUUGCUGGAGUCGGUGUUGAAAUCGUUUUCCCCUUAUACUCACCUAACAUCAAAGAGAUCAAGGUUGUGAGCCAUAGGAAGGUUCGGAGAGCAAGGUUGUACUACUUGAGGGACAAGUUGCCUAGGCUGUCAACUUUCAAUUAAGUCUGCUGCAAGAAAGGAAAUGAGAUCUUGCUUGAAUACUGUGCCUGUUUAUGUUUAGUGACAAAGUUGCAUAAUUUUUCAUGUGUACCAAUUGCUGCUAGAGCUUCAUCUCUGUCCUUGAUGUUUGCCAUCAACAUUGAUGUCUUUCCUAUCACUCAUUUUUCUUGUGAUUGGUUAAAAUUUUGCUUCUUAGA